Messenger RNA from Selaginella moellendorffii, 3375 nucleotides. RefSeq names its product trafficking protein particle complex II-specific subunit 120 homolog. The transcript is spliced from 10 exons. NCBI's taxonomy places the organism in Eukaryota, Viridiplantae, Streptophyta, Lycopodiopsida, Selaginellales, Selaginellaceae. The coding region runs from base 34 to 3306 and encodes 1090 amino acids. Gene Ontology annotation, cellular component: trans-Golgi network. The record is from RefSeq and is a predicted model, not a curated record.
ACAGGUAGGAUCAAGCUUUGCAUCUUUUGGGCGAUGGAGCCGGACGUGUGCAUCGAGAAUGGAUGCAAGAUCCGUGUGGUGGUGGUCGGCGUUGGAUCGAUGCCUCUCCAUCGCCUCCGCGACUACACGGAGAUGGUGACCCAGCACGCCCGGAUCGAGCUCCAAGCCACCAGCAGCUUCUACAAGGAGGACCAGAAGAGCCCAUUUGGUCUCCAGCCCUGGGAGAAUGGAUGCCUGCGCUUCCAAUUCGUGAUUGGCAGGGCGAAUCGAAGCCAGUGGGAGGAUUUCCAGGCGCAUCGCAAGGUCCAUGGCUGCAUUGGCGUGCUCCAUUGCCCCGAUGUGGCGGAUCUGGACGCCGCGUAUGAGAAAUUCGUGGAGAUUUGCAACGAGUACCCGGCCGCGCAAACGAGGAGGUGCUUUGCCUUCUCUCCCACCCAAGAACAGGUGGAGCAGGAUGACAAGAAGAGGCAGCAGAUGGUGCUGUUUCCUCCGGUUGACAAGCAAAUGCUCAAGCAUCACGUCGGAACUCUGAUGCACGACUUUGCAGCAUCGAUCCUCAUGGCUUUUGAAAGCCGAGUUCUUCUCGCGGAGCCCAUGGGAGCGACGCUCACAACGCCAAUGGACUCACACGUCUCGCUCAGCUCCGAAGAGGUUAGCAAAGCCAAACGGCGGAGGCUGGAGCGUGUCCAGAAGACAAUGGGAGAUUACAGUCUACUCGCUGGCUCUCCUGCCGAUGCUAUCUCGCAUUACAACACCGCUAUGGAGUUGUCAAGGCACACUGGUGAUUCGCUUUGGAAUGCUGGCGAGAUCGAAGGCAGCAUUUGCGCUCUUGUCGUAACCCCGGGUGUUGAAUCAGACAUACUUCUUGAGGAUGAGGUGCGAUAUAAAUACUACGAAGCCAUUCAGCUAUACAGGCGUUGUUCUGCAUAUAUAUUCGAAGUCGAGGCACAACUGAAACUGGCUCGCUUCCUCUGCCGAAGGGAGCGUGGAAACGAGCUGUCGAGAGAAGUCUGCGAGCUUCUCAGCAACGCCGUGGAAGUCGGAAGAAACUUAACCGAUGUCAACGACCAGGUUGUGUUGUUCGUGGAGGUGGCUCGCAUUUUUGGGACUCUUGGUUACGAGCGAAAGUCUGCGUUCUUCUCCCGUCAAGUAGCCCAUUACUAUCAAUCGCAAGAAACCACCAAGGCUGCAAACAGCGCACUGCAGCUUCUCUUGCUCGCUGCCAGAUCCUACGGCGUGGAAUACGUAAACAAGUCUUCGAUCAAGCAAAAGGAGCCUGAUCAAAGCGAUUCAUGCGAGACGUCACCAGAGGUAGUGUCAGGGGAUUGGAACGCUCUGCAAAUUAAUGUGCUGGGUGAUGUGUUAGCGGCCGCUGUCCGAGCAGGCGAUCCAUUACUUGCCUGGAGUGCUGGAGCGAGACUGUUGAGAUAUCACUACCCAUACAUCACACCUUUCGCUCAGGCCAGCUUGGUUGCCGCGCUCGUCAGUGCUUCUGCAAGGCUACCCCCUGGAACUCGCUGCUCAGUCCCUUCUCUCCCGUUUAUAAGGUUGCUCUCGCUACCUUCGUGUCCAUCGCAGCCACAAACAGAGAUCAUCCGGAAAGUUGCUGGAAAGAAAGAGUGGUGGAUUGAAUCCACGGCCUCGACUGGUCCUUUUAUCUACACUCCAAUGUCAGCCACGGCGAGCAAAGCAAACAACACGGCCAGUGGCAACAGCAGCGGUAGCAGCAAGGAUACUAUCACUUGGGUGGUGGACGAGAUGGUGGAAGUUCUCGUCGCUGUGGCAAACCCGUCUACGUUCCAAGUUACUGCCGAGUCCAUAGCGCUCUCGGUCGAUGGUGCUGCUUUCGAGGCUUCGCCAGUGUCACUCACACUGCCUCCCAACACAUCGCAGAUUCUAACUCUAUCGGGAGUUCCGAGAGAAACAGGCAGUGUUACGGUACGGGGAUGCUUUGUCAACUUCACUGGCGUGGUGACCGAGCAUCUCUUUGAGGAAGUGGAAGAAAUGGUGGCUCUGGCGGCCAAAGGCUCGACUUUGGUGGAUCCCUUUCGAGGUGAACAUCACAGGGACAAGUUUACACCAGCCGGGAGCAUUCCGGUGGCACCACCGUUGCCUUUACUAUCUGCUCACAUCGUCGGCGGCGAUGGAGACAUAGUUAUGCACGAAGGAGAAAGCCGUGAAGUCGAGAUCGCGCUCGCCAAUGCCGGGAGUGUGGCCGUUUUGCAAGCCAGCUUGAGCGUCAGCACGAAGCAAAAGGAGCAUUCCAUUCGUAUCAACCACGAAGCUCUCGAGGCAGCACUCCCUCUAGCUCCAGGCGCUCGCGUUUUGGUCCCAGUGGAGAUUCGAGCUGGUCUUGAAACAAAUCCAGAGAACAAUCGCGGAGUUCAUCCACUUGUUCUCGUUCACUACGCAGGUCCAGAGAGCGAUGAUUCUACACCCCUAGGAAGGCAGCUCGCUCUUCCUUUGCAACUACACGUAAAAAAAGGACUCUCUUUGGUGCAAGCUCGUCUACUUUCCAUGGAAGUUCCAGCUUUAGUCAACAGCACCGAAGAAAGAUCACCACCACUGAGGAUCGAUCCUUACAGAGGAUGCUGGAGUUUACAAUUCUUGGAGCUGGAGCUAUGGAAUCCCGCUGAGGUUCCAUUCGAGAUACAGGUUAGUGUGGGUGACGAGAAGGAAGAUGGAGGCUACAAAAGCAGCAGCCGGAUUGAUUGCAAGUGUAGCUCUCGCGUUCUCAUACCUUUCGACAAGCUCGGGAUCACUGGAAGCUCUGAAAGAGAUGAGAUCAAACCAGGGGAAGUCUCGACGAGCAUCAACCAGGUGAAGUUCAGGUGGCAGUGGGGACGAAACAGCGUUGGCGAGCUCCAAGUUGCGGAUGCCAUUCGAGCAGCGGUCCAGGAGUCCAUGUCACAGAUUCUAGCGUCCAAUCCUCUCACGUUUAACUUCCGGCUGGCGAGCGAGCAGAACAAUGGCCAGCGCUCGGUAGAGGCUUGCGAGCUCACUCCAGUCGAGAUGAUCGUGACCAACAACACGAAAGAUGAGAUCUCCAUGGAGCUGAGCGUCACUUGCCUGGACGUGACUUCGUCUAGUUGCCUAAAUUCGGUAAUGUGGUCUGGAAGCAUGAGUGGGAUUGAAGCCAGCAUCAGUGCUUCGCAAGGCCAACACAUUCACUCGUUCGAGCUGUGCUUUCUCGUUCCAGGUGAGUACAGUCUAGUCGGUGUUGCUCAAGUAAACUCUGUUGGAAAGAAGCAACAACACAAAAGCCAGUGUUACAGCAGUCCUCCAUUCACAAUUCAUGUGAGUUAAGCACUGCUUGCUGCUUGCUUGCUUGCAUGCUGGAGGAAAGAAACGAAAGAAAAACUGGAUUUUUUUGUU